This is a messenger RNA of Blepharisma stoltei, 921 nucleotides long. The record is from the annotation of a GenBank genome assembly. Lineage: Eukaryota; Ciliophora; Heterotrichea; Heterotrichida; Blepharismidae.
AUGAAAGCUUAUAAUCCAGAACUUGACCACCUAAGAUAUGCCAAUCACGUAAAUAACUUCCUUAUUGGUGGAUUCGCAGGAGUAAUCGGAACAAUCGUUAUUCUACCAGUCGACUACGUAAAAGUUAAAAUUCAAGGAUUAGCAGAAGGACACAGAGGUGACUACGAGAAGCCAUUACAUUUCGCCCAACGUAUAUUAAAAGAGAAAGGAAUCAAAAAGUUUUACUCAGGCAUUCAUCCAGCAAUCCAUCGGCAAGCCAUUUAUUCCACAACCCGUAUUGGAUUAUAUAAAACUCUGAGUGACCACGACAAAGAGCACUCAGGCCAGCCUACAAUCCCAUUUGUUAAAAAAGCGUUUUAUUCUAUUUUUUCAGGUGGUUUAGCUUCUUUUCUUGUAAAUCCUCUCGAUCUUACUAUGGUAAGGCUCCGCUACGACCAUAAACAGUAUUCCGGCAUUUUUGAUGCCCAGAGAAAAAUGAUUAAAGAAGAAGGGAUUUUUACGUUUUGGAAAGGCUCAGUGCCCACAAUCUUGAGGGCAAUGAUAAUUAAUUUUACAAUGCUUGCAACAUAUGAUGAAUCUAAUGAGCAUUUUAUGACCAGUUUUGAGGAAAAUCCGUCACAUAGAUUUUUCAGCUCAGUUUUGGCUGCAACUUUGUCGUGCAUUGUUGCAAUGCCGUUUGAUAAUAUUAAAGUAAAGUACCAGAGAAUGGAAAUAGGCCCUGAUGGAACUUUUAAAUAUAAAGGGUUUAUUGAUUGUGUAAGGAAAAGCUUGAAAUCAGAAGGUUUUUGGAGAUUAUACACAGGAUUUCCGUUGUUCGUAAUGAAGUUAGCUCCACAUGUAGUUAUUACACUGCUUACUAUGGAUCUGCUUCAUCAUCUUAUUGAUCCAUACACUGCGAGAAGUCUCAAAUACAAUAAAUAA